Rhipicephalus microplus (southern cattle tick) is the source of this 1766-nucleotide messenger RNA. RefSeq lists its product as uncharacterized. Gene Ontology annotation, molecular function: DNA-binding transcription factor activity, RNA polymerase II-specific; RNA polymerase II cis-regulatory region sequence-specific DNA binding. Gene Ontology annotation, cellular component: nucleus. Gene Ontology annotation, biological process: apoptotic process; regulation of transcription by RNA polymerase II. The record is from RefSeq and is a predicted model, not a curated record. NCBI's taxonomy places the organism in Eukaryota, Metazoa, Arthropoda, Arachnida, Ixodida, Ixodidae.
GUUCGCCACCUGCGUAACAUCUGCGAAGGCACUCGUUGACAAACUGGACGCUGCAGCACGUCCUGGCUGUUCUACGUCCCCUACCAGUACAGCAAACCAGCUUGCUGGCAUGAAAAUGGAAGACAGCACUGACAUUACAUCAGGACCUGGUGCUCUUCAGUGCUGGCUUGAGAGCAUUGGUCUGCCUACAUGCUUUCCUAUUCUUCUGGAGAAAGGAAUCCGUGACAUGAAUGGCUUGAAACUGAUGAACUUCAAGACACUGAAGCGACUACGACUCAGGAAGCAGCAGGAAGAUGCGCUGUGCAAUGCCAUACGUGACCUCAGCUAUGAUGAAGAGGAUGAGGAGCUGUUUCCAAGUCAGGAAUUUCCUGGAGCGCAGUCACAGGGAACACUGUCACAGGGGAGCACAGCAGACUUGAGCCAGCAGAGCUGCACUUCAACCAGCAGUGCAAGGCAGUACCGUGUCACCCGUAUUCGUGUUAUCCAGCCCAUUACAGACCACGACUACUCCUAGGCUGUUACUGGUUCUGUUUCCAUAUUGCUCUCAUGCCAGCAUGUAGCCAGGUUUCACAAAAGUAUGUUGACAGUAAGCUUCUAUUUUGAACUGGUGAACAAGGGACAGUCGAGUCUUGCCACACAGUUAGUGAUGAAGACUGUACUUAACAGAACAACACUAUUUAGAAAAGCUUACUUCACUUGGAUGCACCUACACUAAAUGUCAUUGUCACCCGCCAGCUAUAGUUUGGGAUGAGAGUAAUAUGGUCACAAUAAUGUACAUACUGUGGAAUAACUUCUGCAUUGUUUUUAGCAGUGUUGCUGGCUGAUUCCUGUAAACAAAAAAAAAGCAAUGUAAGUUAGUCAUUCCUGCUGGCCGGGAGUUGUUUUUAUUGUAUUUUUGACUAUUAUGAAGUUAUUAUUGCUUGUACAAGGUACAUUAGCUUGUUGUUUUUUGUUCUCAUCACUUCUGUUAGCAUUACAUUUGACAAGUACCGUUUGUAGGAUAAGAGCUUUGUUCAUAUAUAUAUAUUUUUUAUCACGUUUUGGAAUGUUUUCAUAUUUAACUUUUGCUUAGGUGUCCACCUGUUCAAUGCUAUGUAGCUGCAUUUGUAGCUGCGACUCUCACAUGGAAAGCACACACUGAAAUUUCGUAGAACCUUUUAUCUUUUUGAGUGUUUUUCUGGCAUAUAUAUGUAUAUAUCGAUGCAGGAGAGUUAGAUCCUUUUUUAAGUAUUAUUCAGAUGCAUCAUUUGUUGUUUCGUGAAGGUCUGUAAAUUUCAGACGUGUUCUCUAUCUUUUAUUCUUCUUCUCUUUUUUUUUCCCCCUUAUAGAGGCGAAACUUGCAUUUACUUUGCACUAAACGAAGUGGCUCAGGGUAUACUAUUACUUUUUACUUUUUAUUCGUGGCAGCAAGUGAUGCAUAUGUAUCAGUAUAGAAGGGAUAAAUGGGCACUGUUCUAACUACUAAUUAAACAUUGGGGAUGACUUACAGCAACUAACAUAAAGGCUUAAGCUAAAGUCUGACAGCAUUGGCCUAGCGAGUGUUCUGUCAUGAAUAGGUCUUGACACAGCAGUUGAGUGCUGCUGUGUCAAAUGAGAGCAGCAAUGUUAGUUGUUUGGAGGCAAGUUACUUGUAGCAUUGUGUUGCAAACAAGAUGGUAUGCAAAGUUUGUUUGCAGAGUCAUGUUAUUUUGUCACACACCUGCAUGUGGUACAAAUUUGUUUUUUUUUUUUCUAAGUGUGUUCAAUAAAAACCAUUUGUCGUUUCA